CGUCCUGCGUAAACAACAAAACAAACUAAUAAUGUGGCAAAAUAAACAACAAUUUGCUAUUUUCACAAAUCUAAUAUUUAUAUUGGUGCAAUUUUUAAGUGAAAUUUCCUGUCUGCAAGAAAAGGGUACCGAUGGCAAACCCUUGGCCAAAGCAGCAACAUUUCAUUUUCCCGAAUAUGCCUACAAGGAAACUAGUAAAAAUGAACUAACAUACCAUGAUUUCGAGGUUACCUGUGAGCAUCAUGUAGCCUGUGAAAAUCUAGAGGGUGUUAAACGAAAGGCCUGUGUUAGACGUUGUAUAUCAUACUCCUGCUAUCAGGAUAUUUAUUCAUUCGAUGAGCUGGAAGAAGGUGAAAUUGAUGUACGCCUUAAUUCAUUUAAGGGCUGUGUCAUUCAAAGAUCCGGCAAUACAAAUCGCCGUGCCACCUAGCAUAGGGCUUUACGUUUACAAUUCGAUGAGUUUCUGCACGAGUUGCAUUGGAAAUUUUCAAAUUUACUUAAACAUUUUACAUAGGAAGCAGUAUUAAUUGUUAUUAUUUCCUUCAUUAUGAUUUUAAUGUAAUGUAUAAGAACAUGGAAAUGAUAUCCAUAGAGAAAAGUAUUAAUUUAUAGAUCAGUAU
This is a messenger RNA of Calliphora vicina (urban bluebottle blowfly), 620 nucleotides long. RefSeq lists its product as uncharacterized. NCBI's taxonomy places the organism in Eukaryota, Metazoa, Arthropoda, Insecta, Diptera, Calliphoridae. The transcript has 3 exons. The record is from RefSeq and is a predicted model, not a curated record. Bases 32 to 430 code for a protein of 132 amino acids.